This is a messenger RNA of Lachnellula hyalina, 483 nucleotides long. RefSeq names its product Isochorismatase family protein 1B. The record is from RefSeq and is a predicted model, not a curated record. Bases 1 to 483 code for a protein of 160 amino acids. The transcript is spliced from 3 exons. NCBI's taxonomy places the organism in Eukaryota, Fungi, Ascomycota, Leotiomycetes, Helotiales, Lachnaceae.
AUGAAUGUAGUAGAACAUACAGAUAAAACCGCAUUCAGCAUGUGGAUCCCUGCAAUAUCGCGACAUUUCGAAGGCGAGAAGGCCGAGAUUGUCAUCGUGGGCAUUGAAAGCCAUAUCUGCGUGACGCAGACGGCGUUGGAUGCCCUGGGAGCGGGACAUAGGGUUUAUAUUAUUGCAGAUGGAGUAAGUUCGUGUAACCGCGAGGAAAUCCCUAUUGCGCUGGCGCGGUUGAGGGGGGAGGGCGCCGUGAUUACUAGUUCUGAGAGUAGGCUUCCUUUUUCCCUUUCCCCCUCCCUCUUCCUUCUUCCAUUUUCCCUGCAUUUAUAUAUAUACAAGUGUGCUGAUAUAUAUGUGGUGUUAGGUUUUAUGUACGAGUGUAUGGGCGAUGCGGCACUCGGCGAGUUCAAGGAUGUGGCGAGAUUGGUUAAGGAGUGUAGUGGGGCUACGAGGGAGGUUGUGGGGACGCUUUUGAGUAAGAUGUGA